AUGGCCGCCGUUGGAGGAGGAGGAAACAUCAAGGUGGUGGUCAGGGUGAGACCGUUCAACGGGAGAGAGAAGGAUCGAAAUGCGCAAUGUAUUGUGCACAUGAAAGAUACCCAAACAGUCCUUACCCCUCCGUCAAACAUCGAUUCAAAGUCCAAGAACGCGAAGGCUGCUGUAGAAGGAAAGAAGACAUUUGCAUUUGACAAGAGUUAUUGGUCAUUUGACCGUAACGACAAGCAUUUUGCGGGCCAAGAUGACCUGUUCAAUGAUCUGGGAAAGCCACUGCUGGACAAUGCAUUUGGAGGGUACAACAAUUGUAUUUUUGCAUAUGGACAAACAGGCUCCGGAAAAUCAUACUCCAUGAUGGGUUAUGGGGAAGAGGCGGGUGUCAUUCCUAAGAUCUGUAGGAGUAUGUUUGAUCGAAUCACGGAAAUGGAACAGGACAAGACUUUGAGCAGCACUGUAGAAGUGUCUUACCUGGAAAUUUAUAACGAACGCGUCCGAGAUCUUCUAAAUCCAUCGAAUAAAGGCAAUCUCAAAGUCCGAGAGCACCCAUCGACUGGACCGUACGUGGAAGAUCUAGCAAAGCUUGUCGUGCGCUCGUUCCAGGAAAUCGAAAACUUGAUGGACGAAGGAAAUAAAGCUCGUACGGUCGCAGCAACAAACAUGAACGAAACCUCGAGUCGAUCCCACGCAGUGUUUACUCUCACUCUUACCCAAAAACGCCACGACGUUGAGACCAACAUGGAUUCUGAGAAAGUCGCCAAAAUUAGUCUUGUAGACUUGGCAGGUUCAGAGAGAGCUACUUCGACUGGAGCAACGGGUGCGCGUUUGAAAGAGGGAGCAGAAAUCAAUAGAUCCCUGUCGACCUUAGGACGUGUUAUAGCAGCCCUGGCAGAUUUGUCCACAGGGAAGAACAAGAAGGCAAACAUGGUACCAUAUCGAGACUCUGUGUUGACAUGGCUGUUAAAAGAUUCUUUGGGUGGAAACAGUAUGACGGCCAUGAUUGCUGCUAUCUCACCAGCCGACAUCAACUUCGACGAAACUCUAUCAACGCUCCGUUACGCUGAUUCCGCUAAACGUAUCAAGAACCAUGCUGUUGUGAACGAGGAUCCAAACGCUCGGAUGAUCCGUGAGCUCAAAGAGGAACUUGCGCAACUCCGCUCGAAGCUCACAGGGGGUGGGGGUGGAGCAGGGAUGUCCGAGGAACCACAAUAUGCGCCAGAUACACCCCUCGAAAAGCAGAUCGUAUCUAUAACGCAAGCUGAUGGUACAGUCAAGAAAGUUUCUAAGGCUGAGAUUGCAGAACAGUUAAAUCAAUCGGAGAAACUCUACAAGGAUCUUAACCAAACGUGGGAGGAGAAACUGCAGAAGACCGAAGAGAUUCACAAAGAGCGCGAACAAGCUCUUGAGGAUCUUGGUAUCACUAUCGAAAAGGGCUCGAUUGGGCUAUCAACGCCGAAGAAAAUGCCACAUCUAGUCAAUCUGAGCGAUGAUCCGCUGCUUGCGGAAUGCCUCAUCUACAACCUCAAACCCGGUACAACUACUGUUGGGAGCGAAUCGGCAAGUAAUGUUGAGAUACGACUCAACGGCUCCAAAAUUCUACAGGACCAUUGUUCCUUCGAAAAUGUCGACGGUGUAGUCACCGUUGUACCAAAAGACAAUGCUGCAGUCAUGGUUAAUGGCCAGCGCAUAGAAAAACCAAAGCGUCUCAGGAGUGGAUUUCGCAUUAUCCUUGGUGACUUCCACAUUUUCCGCUUCAACCAUCCACAGGAAGCCCGCGCUGAGCGCGCUGAACAGGGCAGUUUACUUCGACACUCCAUAACCGCCAGUCAGAUCGAUUCUCCCAGCCCUCGGCCACUACAUGAAAGGACAACCAGCACAGUCAGUCGACCUGACUCAGACAAUGACUCAGCUAGUCCGAGGCCAUCCUCUCCUACGCGAAAUGGACGCGACACUGAUUGGUCGUUUGCGCGAAGAGAGGCAGUGACAGCCAUACUUGGUGACCAGAAGAUGUCAAAUCUCACAGAUGAAGAGCUCGAUGUAUUGUUCGACGAUCUCCAAAGAGUAAGAGCUGUUCGCAAAGCGCGACCUGAGAGUCGCUUGUUUGGAAACGAUAUCGAGGACGACACAGACUCUGUCACAUCCUAUCCUAUUCGAGAGAAAUAUGCUUCCAACGGAACCCUUGACAACUUCUCUCUGGACACCGCACUGACAGUACCUUCUACUCCUCGCCUUGGCGAUGAGGACGAACGCCUCAAGAUCGUUCGAGAGGACAUGCAGCAACAACUUGACAAGCAGAAGGACGAUUAUAACACUAAGCUCCAAGAGGCAGAAGAUGGUCCCACUGAGAUAGCGGAGAUCAGGGCAGAAAAGAUCCAAAUGGAAGACAAUCUUCGUGAGCUCAAAGUACAAAUGCAGCAAGAACUUCAGGCACAGAAAGAAGCGUUUGAAGAGCAAAUCAAGACCCUUACGAACGGGAAAGAAGUGGAACUAUCAACAGGAACAGACCCUGCAACCGGGUCUGCAGAACCGACUGAAAAAGAGAUCCAUCUGGCCAAGAAAGUCCUCGACCGUUGGCGACAGCGAAGGUAUGUUGCGAUGGCUGGCAUCAUUAUGCAGAAGGCUUCCACCUUGAAGGAGGCUCAAAUCAUGAGCCAACAAAUGGACAAGAAUGUUGUAUUUCAGUUCUGUAUCAUCGACAAGGGCCACCAUAUUGCUUCUUCCUAUGACUUGGUCUUGAAUGGAGAACCCUACGAAGAUGAUGAGGAUUUGGAGUUUACACCAAAGCCAUGUGUAGGUGUCAGGGUCGUUGACUUCGCAAAGAAUGUCAUCUAUUUAUGGUCCCUACAGAAACUCGAUCGAAGAGUUCGGCUGAUGCGGCAAAUGCAUCAAUACUUGGACCGACCAGAAUAUCUGCAGCACUUCAAACUAGAAAACCCCUUCACAGAGUCUUGCCAGCCAGAAUUCUCUCGCAUUGGAGAGGCGGAUGUGCCACUUGUUGCAGUUUUCGAAUCACGCGUGCAAGACUGCACUCUGGACGUCAUUUCACCUUUUACGUCGAAUGUGAUUGGAAUCAUCAAGCUUUCACUUGAGCCUUCCUCUGCUGAAGCACCCUCAUCGACAUUGAAGUUCAAUGUUGUGAUGCAUGAACUUGUAGGGUUCCCGGAGCGUGAGGGCACAGAUAUACAUGCACAGCUCUUUGUGCCUGGAAUAUCUGAGGAGGGUGGCGGGACUACUACUCAAAUGAUCAGCGGAUUUGACGAGGAUCCAAUACGCUUUGAGAGUGUGCAUAGCAUGAGCCUUCCUCUAUCCAGUCCGCGCGAUUCAGCGCUUCGUAUCUCAAUCUUCGCCAAAGCUACCCCAAUGCAUCUUGACAUGUUGCUCAGCUGGGACGACAUGAGAGACUCGGCGCCACCAUCAAGACAGAAGAAACGGAGUGCACGCAUUGCUGAAUCGGAAUUCUAUUCGGAAGAAGUUCACGAUAUAUUCGCCCGAAUACAGAUACAUGAGAUCUCCGAGGAUGGUACUUAUCAGCCCACUGAGGUAGUCCAACAUAGCGCUGAAGAUGCCGGUGCAUAUCAGCUUCAUCAAGGUCUACAGCGUAGAGUCGUAGUCAACCUCGUCCACAGCUCUGGAGAGAUGCUGAAGUGGCAAGAUAUUACAUCCAUCCGCAUUGGUAAAGUACGUCUUCUUGAUCAUCAAGGAAAAUCUCCCUCAUUAGAUGAGCCACAAGAGGACAUCCCAAUCAAGCUUGUCUCUCCACCUACAGUAAAAGAAAAUGCUGAUGGUACAAACAAUGUAACCUUCGUUGGACAUUGGGAUUCCAGCAUGCACGGGUCUCUGUUAUUAGACAGAGUCACGUCUGAAAAAUAUCGUGUACAAGUCAGCCUUUCAUGGAGCGCCAUAUGCACCAAGCUCAGCCGGCCCAUGAUAUUCUCCCACGACAUAGGUCUGCAGAUGCGCUCCCGAACAUAUGUCAGGCCGUCGAAUUUCUUCCAACAAUUCAUGAAUCCUACCCGUAUAGUACAUUCCACAGUGGGCAUCUUCUCCGUCACGAUUCGACCAACAUCCGUUCAAAGCACCACGGACAUGUGGAGACUCAAUACCCAAUACGAAGUGAUCACCGGAGAGGAAUUACUUAACGGAUGGACUCCACGGGGAGUCAGUCUCGUUCGUGACUUCAUCGCUAUCCAGAAACGACGUCGCCGCAUCGCUGAGAUUGAAACGGCUCGGAGUGUUCUCAGUUCACGCUCGCUGACUAUUGAGACCAGCACGGACAAUUCCCGUGUGGGUAGUCCAUUUUCGAUAAGCACGGAAGAUGAAUUCAAUGGGGUUCAAAAACAACUACUUUCUAGAGUGCUUGGAUUAUGGCAAACUGUACCAGAUUCCGCUGAACAAAUUCUCCAACCAGCAAAUCUAGAACCUCCAGCUGAAGGUGCAGCGUUUGCCCCUCGUCCACGCACAUCAUCCACAUCGACUGCCAAGCCAAAGCUGCCUUCGCUCAUAGCAAGCGUGCGCAAUGUUCCUAAAAACCCGGCCUUACUGAAAGGUGGGUAUCUCUUGACUCCAGAUCCAAAUCACACACGCUGGGUGCGGCGCUUCGCUGAGCUCAGGAAGCCGUAUCUCCACAUAUACAGCGUUCCAGAAGGAGACGAGGUUCAUGCCAUAAACCUGUCUAAUGCACGUGUGGAUCACCAGCCUCAGGUUGCGCGUCUACUCAAUUUGGGCGGCAAAAGGAAUGGUGGACAUGGCGAUUCGCUUGGCAGUUCAGGCGGUGGUACAGUCUUUGCUAUCUGGGCGAGAGAAAAUGCCUGGAUUUUCAAGACGAGGACUGAGGCGGAGAAGAUCGAAUGGAUUUUGAGAAUCGACCAGAGCUACUUCACAAGUGGAACCAACACUCCAGACGGCUGA
This is a messenger RNA of Pseudovirgaria hyperparasitica, 4911 nucleotides long. RefSeq names its product kinesin-domain-containing protein. NCBI's taxonomy places the organism in Eukaryota, Fungi, Ascomycota, Dothideomycetes, Acrospermales, Acrospermaceae. The record is from RefSeq and is a predicted model, not a curated record. Gene Ontology annotation, biological process: mitotic spindle organization; microtubule-based movement. The transcript is spliced from 2 exons. Bases 1 to 4911 code for a protein of 1636 amino acids. Gene Ontology annotation, molecular function: microtubule binding; microtubule motor activity; ATP binding.